GUGUCGUGGAUGCCGUCGUCGUCGGAACAUAAGUUUCGGAAGAACUAAUUUGAAUUUCUGGCGCAGAAGAACAAGAAGAAAUCGUGCGGGGUUCGGAGUGACACUGAAUGGUUGAAAGUGCUUAGAAAUAUUAUUAAUGAAAGUGAUUUUGAUUCAUGUUUUAUAAUGAAAAAGUAUUGAAAAAAAGCAAUAAAUAGAAUUAGUGAAACAUUAAAAAAAUAUUUUUUAAAAUAGAAAAAAAAAAAAGUUAAAAGAAAGUCAUUCCCAUUGUAAUGACGAAAUACAACUCGAGUUUAGUGCUAGAAUCCAGCAGCAGCACAAGUUCCCACAAAAACCUUGCAAAAAACUCAGCGAUGAUGGAGCGCAUUAGCAUUAAACAGGAGUUCAGCAGCUUUGGGCAGCGCUACACCUCCUCCAUGCCACAUGGAACCGUCCAUCAUGGUCAAGCACAAGCCACGCUUGCACAUCAACAGCGUUCAUCAACGCAACAGCAGCAACUUCACCACCGCCAACAGCAAUCGGCAAAUUUUUAUCAUCAACAACAACAACAACAGCAACAACAACAACAACAACAUCAGCAACAUUUACAAACACUUUUCAGUCGUUAUGGUGCUGCCGUCGGUAUUGGCGUUGGCUUGAAUUUUGCUGGUGAUGCUGACGAACGGGUUCCAGCAAGCGCAUUCUUCGCCGAACAUAACGGCAGUGCUUGUAAUUAUUCCAAUUCGCGUGACAGCGAUAAGCUCAAUUUGACACCCUCACCAAUCUUUACGGAUUAUGAUGAGAACAGUUUGAGCUCGGAGGAGCAUGUGUUGGCGCCAUUAGUCUGUUCGUCGGCGCAGAUGUCACGUCCCUGUUUGACGUGGGCCUGCAAGGCUUGCAAGAAGAAAAACGUAUCAGUGGAUCGCAGGAAAGCAGCCACAUUGCGAGAGCGUCGGCGAUUGAGAAAGGUAAAUGAGGCUUUUGAGGUGUUGAAGCGACGCACAUCGACGAAUCCAAACCAAAGACUACCAAAAGUUGAAAUUCUCCGCAAUGCCAUCGAGUAUAUUGAGAGCUUGGAAGAUUUGUUGCAGGAAUCAUCACCCACACGCACGAUCGACAGUCUCGCAGAUGGCAUCAUAAGUGGGAAAACGUGUCAGCAAGACUAUUUGAGCUCUUAUACAGGUGCGUAUUUACGACAGAGGUUAAAUAUAUUUCACAAUGGUAUGGAUAAAUUCAACGUUUUUACAGAAUUCGAUUCCUCCUCGGCGAAUGGUUCAAGUUUGGAUUGUCUGAAUUUGAUUGUGCAAAAUAUAAAUCGCAGCGCAGCGCAAAGUGCCCCAGCAGCGAAACCUCUUACAAGCAAUCCUAAUAAGAAUAGCAGUGCAGGUGGCAAUAGUAGCGGUGUUAAUAGUAGCUGUAGUUUAAACAACAAUACCGCCAACAAUGUGCCCGUACCUUCCUCGCCGUCAGCGGCAAGCAUCGGCAGCAACAUAUCCCAAAGUUCGUCGCAAUCCUCGUUAAAUGCGACAUUCAAGCAGAAGUGUACGACAUAAAAGUAAAAUUCUUGAUUAAGGUGACCAAAGCUAAGGGCAGUUGAGAGUGACUGGUGUAGUGAUGAAAGGGUGCUUCUUUUAGACUUGUGGUUUUCAAUUAGCCAAAACUUUUCCCGGGGUUGAUCUUUGUUGAUUUAGACUCAGAUUGGUCUCCCAUUCCGCAAUGAACAGACUAAGUCGGAACAUCGUUUGCAAAUCGUGCAAAUUUUGAUACCAAAAUAUUUCCAAAGUACUUUUUGGUGAAUGUUG
Molecule: messenger RNA, 1781 nt
Organism: Ceratitis capitata (Mediterranean fruit fly)
Lineage: Eukaryota; Metazoa; Arthropoda; Insecta; Diptera; Tephritidae
Gene: nau
Product: myogenic-determination protein
Exons: 5
Coding region: 273-1532 (419 amino acids)
Biological process (GO): positive regulation of myoblast differentiation; regulation of transcription by RNA polymerase II; muscle organ development
Molecular function (GO): protein dimerization activity; RNA polymerase II cis-regulatory region sequence-specific DNA binding; DNA-binding transcription factor activity, RNA polymerase II-specific
Source: RefSeq, a predicted model, not a curated record